AUGGAGACCGGGUCUGUUCAUGAGCGGGUGCGGCUUCCUGGUACUCGUAGAGAAGAUUUGCCCCCACCACUGAGCGCGGGGGAUGAGGCGGUGCUUUCCGACAGUCGGGAGCUCGCGUGCGAACAUGCUUUUGGUACUUAAAGCGUUGGUGGUUCCGUGGAUCUCCAUGGGGGCGAGGGGAGAUCAACUUGGGGUAGGAAUGAUGGGAGACGCUCUGGUGCUCACCGCGGGGGCAAGCCUGACUGCGAUAGUAGAGCGCCAUCACCCAUAGGGCCUAACAGCAGAGAGGAUGCAGCGCUAAUCACGAGUGGUGGGGUUGGUAAGUUAUCGGUGAGUAUGUGGUAAACUUUCUGUAGCCUUCCCGGAGGGAGUGGGAGAUUUUGCUUUUGGCAUAAGACCCUUCCAAUUACAGAGCUUCGCUGACGGGUAAUAACGCUUUUGCUGAUGGGUUUAGUUAUCAGUUAUUGAGGCCAUGCUCAGUGUUGAACCGGUGCACAUCGGGGGUGGAUCGUACGGAACUUUCGUUUCCGCUGGCCUCCCACGCUGCAAGAAUCCGGCGUAUAUCAAUUUUAGGAUCCGCGACAGCUCGGAUUGGCAAUUUACUACUCUUCCGACUCUCGAUUCAUGCAGUGACGGUGGCCCUAAAGUCACUGGUGUUUGGCUACGUGGGUCACUGGAUACCUCUAAGUUUAAUCAGGGCACUCCUAAAAAUCUUUUGAUCGAGGUUCCUCGGUGCCCACUGUUUUUGAGGUCUUGAACUUUGGAGUGCAAAUGGAAACCAAAGCCAGAUUCGCCUGGCGCUGCAUUGGUGAGUGGAUAUUUGCUGGGUUCGAUAUUAAGCUUUGAGUUUCUAGGAAUUGUUCUUGAAACUGGACUUGAGACAAGCCGAGUUUAUUUGUUUAUGACCAAUGGACCCAAUUGUCAGGACGAUUUGAUUGUUGAAUCACCAGACAACGAUUUAGUCGAGGCGUCUCCGAGUGAGCAUGAGUUUUUGAUGAAUGAUAUGGGAAGAAUGGCCGGACUAUUACAGGCAGAGGAGUUAGUGAAGGACGCAGGCAAUUCUUUAAGGGGUUGCUUCCCUAAAAUCAAGGGAUGGCACUGCAAAUGA
Molecule: messenger RNA, 1108 nt
Organism: Tuber aestivum (summer truffle)
Lineage: Eukaryota; Fungi; Ascomycota; Pezizomycetes; Pezizales; Tuberaceae
Source: the annotation of a GenBank genome assembly